UAAACAAUAUUCAGCCACCGAUUUGGAGGCUUUUAUGAAAAUCGCCGUCAAUUGGCAGAAUAGUAAUCACAAUUUGUUGGAAGGAGUCGAUAUAAAAGGAGAAAUGCAGCAAUACAUGAACAGUCCUGCCAUGAAUAUGUACAAAAAGCGUGAACGCACACAAAACUGGAAUCAUCAGGAGAAGAAGUUCUUGCUUGACUUGUGUCGUAAGGACAUGCGGAUUAUCGAAAACAAAAGACUCGAUGCGGGGCUGACGGCGGUAAAGAAUAAAGCCUGGAAGAUAAUACAUCAGAAAUUCUCAAGUCAAUUUGGUACAGAUCGCACCUGUAAUCGCUUGAAGGAGCAAUGGCGGCGCAUGAAAGCUUGCACGCGUAACGAAAUUUUAGACUAUAAUAAUCGUUUGGCCAGAUUUGGUGCAGAGGUCGCUGAUCGCAAGAAGCCAUCGCCAUUCACAUUCGAAGUUUGGGAAUUCAUGCAGGAGGCCAAGAAAGCUUGCAAAUCAGAAGCUUUGGAUGGAAUUGACUACUCAAAGAUACCGUUGGCGCUUGAAGAGGACUACGAAUAUCGCGAAGAUGAACAAAAUGGCGAGGAUGAUCACGAUAUGGAUGAGUAA
This is a messenger RNA of Rhagoletis zephyria (snowberry fruit fly), 613 nucleotides long. RefSeq lists its product as uncharacterized. The record is from RefSeq and is a predicted model, not a curated record. Lineage: Eukaryota; Metazoa; Arthropoda; Insecta; Diptera; Tephritidae.